Molecule: messenger RNA, 3434 nt
Organism: Venturia canescens
Lineage: Eukaryota; Metazoa; Arthropoda; Insecta; Hymenoptera; Ichneumonidae
Product: putative inorganic phosphate cotransporter
Exons: 3
Coding region: 335-1873 (512 amino acids)
Biological process (GO): transmembrane transport; monoatomic anion transport
Cellular component (GO): plasma membrane
Molecular function (GO): transmembrane transporter activity
Source: RefSeq, a predicted model, not a curated record
GCGCGUCUAUCGGAAGGUGUGACGGCUCGGAGGUUCGCGCGGCCGCGUCAAGUGUGCGAGGCGAUCGGAAGCGAGGGACACGAAUUUGGGACCUUUUCGUUUAUUCCUCGAGAGCAUUUUGGCCGACUGUCGCUCACCACGUGCUCGGCGAUCCCGCGACCUGUUGCUUCCUGUUCCUUCCACUCGAACGAAGCCUGUCUCGUCUCGAUAAUUCUUUCCGGAAAUAUCCCAGCCUCCCGACAAACCUUCGCACCUCCACGCGUCUCUCGAUCCUCCCUUCGCAUCUUCGGACAUUCUGAAAAACUCGCCACUUUCUUCAGCCCCAAAUAACGCUAUGAAAAUGCUGUCUGUUUUACAAAGGAGCUGCGUGAGAAUACCUCAACGAUGGGUGUUCGCGAUAAUGGGCUUUCUGGGGCUGUUCAACGCGUACACGAUGAGGGUUUGUCUAUCGAUAACGAUCAUCGAGAUGGUGAUCCCUGCGAACAAAACGAUGGAAACGGUGUUAAACGACACGAGUAUUUGUCCCGCUGAAUUGGAAGACGACACGAAUCUUCCGAUUGGAAAUACCAUGGAGCGGUACGACUGGAGCGAGCCGUUGCAGGGUAUAAUUCUGUCCUCGUUCUACUGGGGUUACGUGGUCACUCAUCUGCCAGGUGGAAUGAUGGCAGAGAGGUUUGGCGGAAAGUAUUCUCUGGGGCUGGGUAUUCUCUCGACGGCGGUGUUCACCCUGUUGACGCCGGUUGCGGUUCUAUGGGGAGGAUCGACGGCUCUGAUAGUGCUUCGUGUCUGCAUGGGUUUGGGCGAAGGAGUGACGUUUCCGGCGUUGAACGCGAUGCUGGCGCAGUGGACACCGGCAGAGGAGAGAUCGAAGAUCGGUUCGUUGGUGUUCGCCGGUGCUCAGCUGGGCACGGUCGUGACCUCGUCGUUGUCGGGGUUGAUACUUCACUACUCGCCGUUGGGUUGGCCAGCCGUAUUUUAUCUGUUCGGGGCCGUCGGAGUGCUGUGGUUCGUCGUGUGGACGCUUAUUUGUUACAACAAUCCUGACGAGCAUCCCUUCAUUUCGGAACGAGAAAAGAAAUAUUUGCACGAACGUUUGCGAGAUCACACGAGCAAGGAACCGGCCUCGAUACCGUGGCGACACAUCCUCAAAUCGCCGGCUUUUCUCGCCCUGAUCGCGGCCCAGAUCGGCCACGAUUGGGGCUUCUUCACGAUGGUGACCGACCUCCCGAAAUACAUGAGCGGCGUGCUCAAGUUCUCGAUAAAGAGCAACGGCUUUUUGUCCUCGUUGCCGUACCUCUGCAUGUGGAUUUGCAGCAUCAUCACCUCCUGCCUAGCCGAUUGGCUCAUCGUCGCCGGCCACAUGUCGACGACGAACGUCCGAAAGCUCGGGACCACCAUCGCCUCGAUCGGCCCCGGGAUAUUCAUCAUCGCCGCCUCGUACUCCGGCUGCGACAAAACCCUCGUCGUCACCAUGUUCACCAUCGGCAUGACCCUCAUGGGAACCUUUUAUCCCGGGAUGAAGGUAAACGCUCUCGAUCUCAGUCCCAACUACUCGGGCACUCUGAUGGCCAUCACCAAUGGGAUCGGCGCCUUCACCGGGAUCAUAACGCCCCUGGUCGUCGGCGAGUUGGCUCCUGACGGGACUCGAGCUCAGUGGCAGCUCGUAUUUUGGAUCGUACUCUUCGUCCUCGCUCUCACCAAUCUCAUAUUCAUCCUGUACGCGAGCGGCGACACUCAGUUGUGGAACGAUCCGGAUUACCUGAGGAAGGAGCGGGACGAGAAGAGGCGAGAAGCGAGCGGCGAAAAAAUCGAGAAAAUCGUAAAGAAAGAUCGAAACGAGGAAAAAGAGAAGGGCACCGACCAUCACCAUUGAUCGCGGUUCCCCCGCCAAUAUUUUUUACACGCGGAAUUUUUAACGCCCGCUAAAGCAACCGCGAUUUUUACCAUCGUAUGGUUGACCAGCGUCCCGAGAAUCAUUCCAAUCGAAUGACAAGCUGCGCACCCACGACGAGGGCGAACAAAAACUCUCGAUUGUAUAACGCUCGUGAAGGAAUCGCGUUCCGUGUCUUGCACCGCCUCACCGCGCCCUCGGACAACCACGCCGAUCGAAUCUUCCGAGCUAUACCGAUUCGUCCUCAAUGCCACUAAUCUUAUACCAACCACCGAAUCGUUGUCGUGGCCAUCGCUCCGCCACCAAAUCAGGGAUGAGGAUGAAACAACUCAUCGCGAGGACCACGCGGCAGUGACUCAUCUUUAAGGGGGCGAUGCGACGAGUGAAGAGGCGCCGCGAAGACCGGAUCUCGUAGCAAGGACCAAGUGGCCUCGCGUAUCGCGAUCCCUCGCACGAUCAUUACGUGUACACGCUUCGAAGGUCCUUUUCCAUUGAUUUGCGGGGACAUAAUAUUCGCGUCGACUUUCGUACCGGCGCGACGGACGACGCGCCACAAAUAUUACUCUCGUUCUUGCUAGUCAUUGAACGUUCGGUCGGACGUGCUAAUAAUAUCGGAUCGAUUGAGUCAAGAAUUUCUAUCGGGCUUCCCCGGACCUUUUAAUCCACGACGAGGACGUCGCGCCGCAAUUCGCUACGCGAACAUUUUCAUCGGAACAUCCUCCAAACGGCCUGGAACAUUUAAAUUAAAUUCACGUUUUGUAUUAGUGAACAGAAUAAGUGAAAAUCGAGUGACGACGUUGCGAUCGUGAGACGUUCCAUCGCGUCAGCUUCGACCCUCAAUUCAUACUUUCGUUUAUCUUCUCAGUGUCCCCGAAAUUAUCAAUUUUAUCUUCGAGUAUACACCAAUUAAUCCCAGCCCUCGUAUCCAAGUGUUUUCUUAAGGUGAUCUAUCACUUGCGCGAGUGCGAGAGAGAUAACUGCAAAAUGAUUGCACGGUUUACUCGGACAUCCUUGAUUUUUUGAGAAAAAUAAAAGUUACAUCUUGUUCUCUGAUAAAAUGAGAAUAGCGCGUAACUCAUAUUUUCUUUCAAAUAUCAAGCUACUCGGAAUAAACCGUGCAACAGGAUUUUAACCGACUGAACAAGUGACAGAGCACCUUAAAAGCAUCACUUUUUCGAUAUCAUUGUAAGACAAUUUUCAAAAUUUCAUUUGAUUUAGUUUGGGAAAAAGUCCUUGAAUUAUUACCAUUGGACGAAUAAUCAUUCGUUGCUGAGACCAACGAGCAGACACACUUGAAACGGGGGCUCGCGACUGUACGAUUUGUUUUCAUGUGCCCAGGGUCUGCGAAUAAUACGAUUUUGUUUCCAAGUCUACUGAAGAUGAUCGGGAAGCAAAAUACUUUACGCGUAAUCUCAAAACGUAUAUAUAAAGUUAAUGCUCUUCUGAGAGAUUCUAUGUCGUUGAGCUCAGAAAUAUUGAGAGAUCAUUUUGUACAAAGGAAAAUAAAUAUGUAAAUAAAUAAAAAUUUUCUUGACCAAUCGCA